UCCCCUUUUGUUAGAUUAAACGGCACGCACGCUUUUGAAUUUAUGUGUUUUAUUUUAAAGAUUUCAACAUCAAAUGACGUUUUAAUAACAGCAGCUCUUCAGCAUACUAUUUAAUAACGUUGAUUUCUCUUUGGUUUUCUGGGUUUGUUAUCUAAAGAGAAUACAUAAGGAUGCAGAUGAUGACUGAAAUGGCUUUUGCAGCUAAACGCAAGGCGGAAAGACCUCUAAUGGAGUACUCUCAAGGAGGUUCCGAAGUAAGACGACUUCACAUCGUCUACUUCCUCAGUAGAAAUGGCCAUAACGAACACCCUCAUCUCAUUCGAGUCCAUCAUCUCUCAAGAAAUGGUGUACGCUUGCGAGAUGUUAAGAGAUGGUUGGCAGAAUUACGAGGAAAGGACAUGCCUGAAUCCUUUGCUUGGUCAUAUAAGAGGAGGUACAAGACAAGUCAUGUUUGGCAAGAUUUGCUAGAUGAUGAUCUAAUUACUCCUAUCUCGGAUAAUGAAUACAUUCUCAAGGGAUCAGAGAUUAUUCCUACUACUUUUGAUAAAGAGAUUUCAUAUGCUGAAAAGAAAGUUCCCAUGCAAAACAAACCAUCGGUUGAAGAAGAAGCUGAAGAGAAGAAACUCUUAGAAAUUCAAACACAAUCGGAAACAUCGAUUCCAUCACUUGAAGAACAAGCUGAAGAGAAGAAACCCUUGGAAAUUCAAACACAAUCGGAAACAUCAAUCGAUGUUUCCACAGAAGAAUUCACAAUAUUUGGUUCAGAGACAUCUACAUUGACAGAUAAUUCAGGGAAACUUGAAGUAGAGGAGAAGCAUUCAAAUACAGUAAGUGAACAAGAUAGAUCAAUUCAAAUGGAAAAGAAUAGGAAAAAUAAAGUGAAAAUCGAAAAAAUUGAUUCACCGGCUGCUUCAUCAUUGAAAUCAUCUGAAUCUUGUUACACAAAGAGUGUGAGCCAUUCAAGAGGUGGAUCCCAUAAAUUUCGUAAUUUGAUCACUUGUCGUACUUUAGAUACUAAUGAUUCAGCUGUCGUGAUGAUCAAUAGUAAGAAUAGAAUAUGCAAAGGAGAGAAACUUGGAGGGUCUCAGAGGAUGUUUAAAAGUACAUGGAACCAACAACCAUGGAAUACUGGCAGGAAGAGCUGUGAUGGGGUGAAGGAUUCAAAGAAGAACAACGGUGAAUUCAUUAACCAAAGAACGACAGGCAAUGCUUACAAACCCGUCAACAGCCCAAAUUGCCCGCAAUGCGGGAAGCAAUUCAAGCCAGAUAAACUGCCUGCACAUAUGAAAUCCUGCAAAGCAAUCAAAGCCACAUCACGAAGAUCAAUUCAGAUUUUGCCUUCAACGUAAUAAAUUAUUUAUUAAAACAUAAAAAUAGUCUAUUUGAUUCCAUAAUAAUGUUGUAUGAUUUAAUUCAUUUAACUAAUAGAGUGUUAAGCUCCUAACUUUUUAUUGGUGUGCACAAACACACAUAUACAUGCAUAUACAUAUAUACACACACAUAUUGGGAAAAGUGUUCAAUGGAAAGAGGUAAAUUAUUAGUAUGUGACAUCCAAAUUUCCUAAUAAGACCUCUUCUUAAAAAUUAUGUGAAGAAGUUUCACUUUUGUUAAAGUCUCGAUGGAUCCUUAUCCCCUUCUUUUUAUGUCUUUUUACCGUUGAAAAUUUGAAAUUGAAUUCAACGUUCUUCGACCUUUCAUUCUCGUAACACAUUCUC
Olea europaea var. sylvestris is the source of this 1715-nucleotide messenger RNA. RefSeq names its product protein UPSTREAM OF FLC-like. NCBI's taxonomy places the organism in Eukaryota, Viridiplantae, Streptophyta, Magnoliopsida, Lamiales, Oleaceae. The transcript is spliced from 7 exons. The record is from RefSeq and is a predicted model, not a curated record. Bases 171 to 1349 code for a protein of 392 amino acids.